Coccidioides posadasii C735 delta SOWgp is the source of this 3258-nucleotide messenger RNA. Lineage: Eukaryota; Fungi; Ascomycota; Eurotiomycetes; Onygenales; Onygenaceae. The record is from RefSeq and is a predicted model, not a curated record.
CCCUCUCCAUCGAUCGUGAUAUAUGUGUAACGGGAUUGAUUGAACGAACGAUAACCGUUUUCUUUCUUUAUUUUUUUUGUUUCUCUUCGCGCUUUUCUCUUCCGUUCUUCGCCCCUUAUCCUACAAGGAGAUUUUUCGGCAAAAACUUUGACCAGCUGUCGAUGUUUUGGGGUUUGAUUGGGAUUAGCACGAGGUUUCCCCGCUUUUCAUACGAUACAUACUCAGCGAGUGAGCGAGUGCUAUAUCUUCCUCUCUGUUCUUCAGAAAGAGAUGAAAGAAAAGAAAAUAAGAAAAUAAGAAAAUAUCCCUGCCCCGAAGAGUUGUGAUCAACAGCAUUGGGGAAGAGUUUUGGAUAUAUUGAAGCAUCUAUGUCCAUCCACUUGGCACUCUGACUCUUGGAAGAAGUUAUGGAAAAUGCAAAGAAAGUUCAAAUUCAGUCUGUUCUUCAGUUCCCGUCUCAGUUUGGUGGCGGCCGGCAAGCCUCUAUCUUACGUACAAGACCGCCGUGUUUCUCCAUCACAUCGGACGUCUUCCCGAUAGGUCCAGGCUGUCUACGUAAAGUGAAAAUCGUGUGGGACGGCAGCGAGAAUGCCGAUGAAGAUGUCCUGAAAGCUACUCUUGACAAAUGUGGGGCCGAUAUUCAAGUCAAAAUCCUUUUUGCUAAUCGUGAUAUUUCUUGCUCCAGGUCAGAUUUGCGGCCUAACAGCACUUAUUUACUAACUGUUCACAUUCCAUUUUACCUCCGGUUUCUACCAAUAUAUGGCAAACAAUGCCCAAUUCUUGGUUAGAGGUGCCAGGCACCGUCGAGUGCAUGCGAAACAUCCGCUGAUUUUGGAACCGCACGACCACAUCUGAUACAUAUAUUUGUGCAUGAACCUUUUGUGUCCUCCAUAUUUCGGAUUUCACUCUGCCGCGCAUUUGCGUGUGGUGUCUGGUAAUGGUUUGGCGGAGAUGCUGCACUCCGGCAUCUUUUAGCUUAGCUGGAGGGAUAUAAAUUUAACGAACCCCCCCUUGUAAAGGAAUUAAAGGGCUAUCACCAGUGGGGAUUCUUAGUUAAUAAUACCUCUUAUCAAUUCCCUGCAGUGAGGCCCGGUGAAGCUUGCUUCAUGGUUUUUUAUCAGCUUCUUUUGUUUCUUGUCCUAUGGACUUGUUACGGCAGCGCUGCUUCUGUUACCAAGCAGCGUGGACCAGUUUUUAAGCCCAGUUCCAAUGGCCAUAGCUCAAAUAAUAUCAUUGAGUGCUCCUAUCCAGACAUGCACGGAUGGGUCCAUGAUAAAUUCGACAAACGGAAUUGGCUCAAAUGGGUUGGUAAGGGCCCGGCGCCUGAACCUCGCGAGUAUGGCGUUGCUACCGAUUAUGAAAAGUACACACCCAAGGGCAUCACUCGAAAAUAUUACCUAGAAAUCAUCAACGGUACCGUUAAUUUUGACGGAGUGCCAUUCACCAAGGCAAAACUUUUCAAUGGCACAUACCCUGGCCCUUGGAUUCAGGCCUGCUGGGGUGAUGACCUUGAAAUCACCAUCACGAACAAGCUUGAGUAUAACGGAACUGCAAUCCACUGGCAUGGCCUCCGAAUGCUUAAUGCCAACUUGUACGACGGCGUUCCAGGAGCCACACAGUGUCCAAUUGCUCCAGGCGAUUCCUUUACGUACAAGUUUAAAGCAACUCAAUAUGGAACGACUUGGUAUCACAGCCACUACUCCUUGCAAUAUUCCGAUGGUUUGGCUGGGCCUUUAACAAUCCACGGUCCAUCGAGCGCCGAUUACAACUUCUCCCUUGAUCCGCUGUUGAUGACCGAUCACCUUCACAACAGCGCUUUCGAGGAGUACUAUCAAGAACAGGCUGGCAGACCUCCGAGGAUGAGCAGCAUAUUGUUGAAUGGAAAAGGGAGCUACACUGGUCUCGGUGACAAGGCUCCGAAGAGAAAGUAUAGCACCGUUGUAAAAAAGGGGAAAAAGUACCUUCUGCGCCUGAUCAAUGCUUCAACGGAUUCCACUUUCAUCUUUUCAGUUGAUAACCACAAUUUGACGGUUAUCGGAGCGGAUUUCGUUCCAAUAACUCCGUACGACACUGACCACAUUGCGGUUGGAAUAGGCCAACGAUAUCACGUUAUCUUAAAUACACUCCCAAAAGCUAGAUCCGGCGACGCGCAUUGGAUGCGCGUUAUCCCAACCGAACGAUGCGGUCGUUUUGAGUCCGAGCAUCCUCCGGAUGAGAGACUAGGGGUGCUGUACUAUGACCGAAAGACCAGAAAAUUCCCAACGACCAUGCGAGAGCAAUUCUCCCUCAAGUGUCGCGAUGAACCCUUCGAGCGGCUGAAGCCUAUCCUCUCAUGGCAGGUUCCAGAUCCACUACUCUACCCUGGUAUAUUCACGAACACCACUCGUAGUGAUGUCGAACUCGGAAAAUGGCGUAUGCCAGGGCGCCCACCAAGUUCCGGCGAAGUUACCUACUGGACCAUUGGCCCUUCUCCCAUGUGGGUGAACUACUCAAACCCCCUAGUCAAGAACCUGGACAAGGCUAGGUUCGACGACACCUUGGUUGUGUAUCCAUCAGAGGACCACACGAGAAACGGCUGGGUGUAUCUUUUGAUCACCGACACGUUCAGCCGGCCCAAUAAAACUGCUGUAGCUCACCCGUUGCAUCUUCACGGUCACGAUUACGUCUUGCUCCAGCAGUCGACGAAGCCAUUUAGUCCCGAGAAAUUGAAUUUGACGCUCGACAAUCCACCUCGACGAGACGUAGUCCUGCUAUCAGCACGUGGAUUCCUCGUAAUUGCAUUUAAGGCCGACAACCCAGGAUCGUGGGUCUUGCAUUGCCACAUCGCAUGGCACUCAUCCGCAGGCCUGGCACUGCAAAUCCUUGAGCGCCGUGAUGAUUUCAAGGCAUCUUUGAUGAACAAACAAGAUGAAGUUGCAGAGGUGAAGAGAGUCUGCAAAAAUUGGGACACUUGGUUCAGUAACCCCAAGAACCACUGGGAGCCUGAUGGGUUCUUCCAGGAUGAUUCAGGUAUCUAAAGAGGGGGCAAGACCGUAUGGGGUUUCAAGCUAAGACCCUCGUUGCCGAAUACACCCUUUUUUUUUCUGUUUCCUUUUUCCUUUUUCCUUUGCUCCUGUUUCAAGCCCUUGAUUUGCCGACAUUAUGAAAAAGAAAUUCUUGUGGGGUUGCGCUCAUUUUCAUGGCAAGAGAGUUAUUGUGUUGGGAGGUGCAUCACGGUGUUUGAAUUUGGAUAAUAAUGACGAGAUAUCUAAUAAUAGG